CUACUGUACAUGUACCAACCAAACAUCAAAGAGGAUGCCGUCAACACUAAUAAGGUCGAAGAAUCACAUCCUCCAUUGGAUCACGUUGAUUCUUUAUUCUGGAGCCUUCACGUCAGGUUUUCCGCUGAUUGUUGUUACUAGCAGCAGAUUUCUGCGUCGCAACACAGUAUUUGUCGAUUGGAGUAGUGUCCAACAUGCUGUAUCAGAAUCUCGAGAAACUGAUCCAGAAUGCUCGAUAGCGCAGGAAAGCUCUCGCGAAACAACCAUUGCUACAAGGAGACAAGCAUUGAGACAUGCUUGGAUAGGAGCUGGAUCUUGGCUGCUGCUGGCUACUACACCAUCUACAAGUCAUGCUCGUAAUCUUCCCUUGACCACCGGAACCGAUGCUACCAAUACUGGGACCGUGGCAACGCUGACCCCCAUUGUCAGGAUGCGACAAUCCUUGGGAAUACUACAACAGCAACUACUCAACAGCAACAACAAGGAUGCCUCUACUAGUAGCCUGGCACUUCCCAGUACAUCCAUUGUCCCUCGGGAAGAAACCACCUUUAAGCAGCUCUUGGAUGCCUAUUCGGAUCCUGUUUCGUACAAGCAGAAAUUUGUCGAUCAAAAUGCCUUUUUGGUCUACUAUACUAAAGGAUUUGACGGUCCUGGUCGUCCACAGAUCGAAGACGAUUUGCCAGUCAAGCAAACCUUGCAGUAUGGGGCUCGCAAUGAUGCGUGGGUGGCGUGGGACGACUUUUUGGUAGAGUGGGAGUUUGCCGGCAAGACUGCCAAAAAGGAGGGAAGUGCUUUGAGGACCGUGGUGGCAGAUGAUAGCUGGGAGGACUUGUUGCCGCCUCUCAAGCGACUAUUGCAAGCAUUGGAUGCCUAUUUGAGUCUGGCACCGGCAGAAGAUUUGCAACAAGCGCAGCGUGAGGUUCAGUGAUGGUAUGGAUGCUAUGCUAUGCUUGCGUUGAUUUUGCUUCUGGAAAUGGUAGCCUGUGAAAUGAAAAUGAAAAGACCGCAUUGAGAGGGACUUGUAUCCACUACUCCUGUUGCUCAUGUAUCGCUCAUCUGUGGCCAUGUAAUUCCCUGAAAAAGAAUGCGACAAUCCGCUGCAAUA
Seminavis robusta is the source of this 1105-nucleotide messenger RNA. The record is from the annotation of a GenBank genome assembly. Lineage: Eukaryota; Bacillariophyta; Bacillariophyceae; Naviculales; Naviculaceae.